CAAAGAAUUUGGCUACCCUCGAGAGGUUUGGAUGCGCGCCGCAGACGACAGCUCCCUUCCUCCGCCACCACCUUGUACAUUUAGAUGCGCCUUCUCUAUCUCGCUCUUUCAUUCCCAUCCACCUAGGCCCAUUGUCCAGUCCCUUCAGCCUCCGCCUCACGCCUCCAUCACCGUCCCCGCGCCAGAAAAAUGGCUGCUUCCAAUGACGCCUCGACGCCAGUGAAAGCUGAGUCGACGGCCCCGGAGAAGCCAGUGAACGGAGAGGCUGCUCCUGCGGAGAACGGAGAGCAGACGGAAGAGGACGCCGGCAAUGGCCAGCCCAUUGACAACGUCUUCACUCUGACCGUCAAGUUGCCACACGAGCCAUUCGAGACCCAAGUCAUCGCCUCGACGCAAGAACAGGUCCAGGACCUCCGCCAAUCCAUCAUUGACGCCCCGCACACCUUCCAAUACUCCUGCUUCCACCUCGAGCACAACGGCGAGCGCAUCAAUGACUUCGUCGAGCUGUCGGAGGUCCCUGGCAUUGGCCCGGAGUCGGAGCUGAAGCUGGUGGAGGACCCUUACACCGAGAAGGAGGCUAGGAUGCACUUCAUCAGGACAAGGGAGCUCAUUGGCGCCUCCGGUGACCGGACAGACACUGCGCAUGGUGCUCUGGCUGGCGUGUCGCUUCUGCAUGACGUCUCGGCCAACAUCGCUGCUGCUGAGGCCAAGGCCGCUGGCAAGCCCGAGAGCUCCGUGCUGGAUAACUACAGCUUCGACUCGGCGGGUUCCGUCCAGACCUUGUUGCCUCUGCCGCAGGACUCCGCGCCCAAGACGGUCAAGGCCAUCUCGUUGUCGCCGUGGAACCCCCCUCCCUACCACCUUCGCGCCAAGGGCCACCUGCUGUACCUGCAGGUGACCACGAACGAGGGCGAGCAGUACCAGAUCACUUCGCACGUCUCUGGUUUCUUCGUGAACAAGUCGACCAACCAGAAGUUCGACCCGUUCCCCCGUUCGGCGCCCAAGGCCAUCGCGGAGCACUCGCUGCUCACGCUCAUCCAGAAGCUGUCGCCUUCGUUUGAUGCUUCUUUCCAGGAGCUUCUCGAGUACAACAACGCCAAGGACCCUCUCGCCAUGUUCCAGCUGUCCAACGCCAUUCCCGCGAGCCCGUGGAUGGUUCCCCCGCCGACCUCUGCCGUCAACUCCCACCAGGCCGACAUUACCCGUACGCAGGAGAACUACCUCAUCUCCGGCCUGGAGAGCGCGGACAACCUCCGUGACUGGAACGAGGAGUUCCAGUCCACCAGGGAGCUGCCCCGUGAUUCCGUUCAGGACCGCGUCUUCCGUGAGCGCCUCACCUCCAAGCUGUUCGCCGACUACAACGAGGCGGCUGUGCGCGGUGCGGUGCUCGUCGCUCGUGGCGAGGUCGCUCCUCUGAACCCCACUGAGGGCAAGGAUGCGCAGAUCUUCGUCUGGAAUAACAUCUUCUUCUCUUUCGGUGCUGAUGGCGUUGGUACCUUCGCCACUGACGGUGGCGAUGAGGCUGCCCGCGUCGCGACCGGCAAGGACGUCAUGGGUGUCAAGGCUGUUAACCAGCUCGACAUCACCGGUCUUUUCACCCCCGGAACCGUCGUUGUUGACUACCUCGGUAAGCGUAUUGUCGGUCAGAGCAUCGUUCCGGGUAUCUUCAAGCAGCGCGAGCCUGGCGAGCACCAGAUCGACUACGGUGGUGUUGAAGGCAAGGACGUGGUUGCUGAGAACGAGGCGUUCGCCCCUCUUUUCGAGCAGCUGUCCAAGGCUAUGCGUGUGAAGAAGCACACUGUUUGGGACAAGGAGAACAAGGCCCACGUUCUGGAGGGCUCCGUCGAGACGAAGGGUCUCCUCGGUACGGACGGCAGGAAGUACGCGCUUGACCUGUACAGGAUCACCCCUCUGGAUGUUGCUUGGUUGGAGCAGUACUGGCAGGAGCCUGAGGAGGGCAAGACUAAGGACAAGGAGCGGGAUUACCCUCACCGCAUGGCCGUUAUGCGUACUGAGCUUGUCGAGUCCUACAACCGUCUCAAGCUUCGGGAGUACGUCAAGGCGGAGCUCACCAAGCGCCAGGAGGCCAAGGAGGCUGCCAAGAAGGAAGAGGAGGAGAAGAACAAGGAGAACGGCGAGGCCAAGACCGAGACUGAGGGCGAGGGCGAGAAGAAGGAGCCCGAGCAGGACCGCGUCGACAUCUCCGGCUUCCAGUUCGCGCUCAACCCCGAUGUUUUCUGCGGCCAAGUGCCCCAGACCGACGAGGAGAAGGAGGAGUACGCCAAGGACGAGGCUGAGGUCCGCGCCGCGUGCAACUACCUCAGCGACGAGGUCAUUCCUCGCCUCAUCCGUGACCUGCAGGAGGGAGAUGUUGGAUUCCCUAUGGACGGCCAGUCUCUCACCAGCCUUCUCCACAAGCGUGGUAUCAACAUGAGGUACCUCGGCAAGAUUGCCACCCUGGCCGACAAGGAGGACCCCAGGCUCAACGCCGUCAAGCGCCUUGCUGUCCAGGAGAUGAUUGCUCGUGGUUUCAAGCACGUUGCCAAUGACAAGCUUCGCUACCUCCCUGCGCCUUUCUCUGGUGCUUGCGUUGCCCACUUGCUCAACUGCUUCCUCGGCACCGACCUGAACGCCGAGCCCAAGGCUGAGGUCGACACUUCCCUCAAGGCCUUGUUCGCUGAGGGUGACUACAGCUUUGAGUCGGUCACUCCCGAGAGCCUCAAGUCCGCCAUUAUCGGCGAGAUUGCCCAGAGGUUCCGCUUCGACAUCGGCGAGAACUGGUUUGAGUCUGGCAAGCAGCUCCAGAUGCUCCGUGAGGUCUGCUUGAAGCUUGGUCUUCAGGUUGAGGCCAAGGAGUACGCUUUCACUAAGGAGCAAGCGUCCCAGGCUCCGGCUGCCGCCCCUGCGGUUGAGGCCAAGCCCCAGACCAACGGCAAUGCUGCUGGUUCUGGCAAGAAGAACAAGAAGAAGGGUGGUGCGGACAAGGCCUCUCCUGCUCGUUCUGCUGCCCCUGCGACGCCCGCUCCGGCUGUCACAUUCCGCCCUGACGACAUUCAGAACAUCGUUCCCCUUGUCAAGGAGGCGUCGCCCAAGAGCGUGCUUGCUGAGGAGGCCCUCGAGGCUGGCCGCAUCUCCAUCGCCCAAGACCAGAAGGACCUGGGCCAGGAGCUCCUUCUGGAGUCCUUGUCCCUGCACGAGCAGAUCUACGGUGUUCUCCACCCCGAGGUCGCUCGUGUCUACCACCAGCUUUCCACUCUUCUCUAUGGCUUGGAGGAAAAGAACGCUGCCGUUGAGCUGGCCCACAAGGCUGUCAUCGUCUCUGAGCGUACUCUUGGUGUCGACUCGUCCGAGACCGUCCUGGCGUACCUCAACCUCGGUCUGUUCGAGCAUGCCAACGGCAACACCAAGGUCGCUCUUGGUUACGUCCGCCAUGCUCUCGAGUUGUGGAAGGUCAUCUACGGCAACAAGCACCCUGACUCGAUCACCACGAUCAACAACGCUGCCGUGAUGCUCCAGACCAUGAAGCACUACCACGAUUCUCGUCUGUGGUUCGAAGCCUGCCUUGCCAUCAGCGAGGAAGUCUCGGGCAAGCAGUCGAUCAACACCGCCACGCUGCUCUUCCAGCUGUCGCAGGCCCUGGCCCUCGACAAGGACAUGCACGCUGCUGUCAACCGCAUGCGCGAGUCCUUCAACAUCUUCAACGCCAUCCUUGGCCCCAACGACCGCAACACCAAGGAGGCCGAGUCUUGGCUUGAGCAGCUCACGCAGAGCGCCGUCGUUCACGCCAAGCAGAUCCGCGACGUCCAGGCCGGUCGCAUUCGCCGCAUCCCGCUCACGCCGCGCCAGAACCUGCGCCCGCAGCCGCGCGUCGGCCAGACGGUCAGCGAGGCCGUCGGCGGCCGUGCUCCCAACUCGAGCGCCAGCGGAGACAUGCAGCAGCGCAGCAUCGAGGAGCUCGUUCGCUACAUUGAGGGCGAGCCGCAGAAGAAGAGCGGCGCGAGCAAGAAGAAGCAGCAGCAGAAGCCGAGGAGGCCCGGUCGCGCGGGCGGUAACUAAGGUCGCAUAGCCCUGCUUUCUGCACGCAUUGGGUUUUGGUUUGGAUGGGCGGAGGCCAAAAAAGUCACUUGUCUUGUUUUAUAUCAAUCCCUUCUGUUCUGUCUUGCGGUAAAAGCUUGUAUGCGUACAUAACUGGCCCGGUGGUUUGUGCAGAGCAUGGAAGGCAGCAUUGUGGGCCGCCGGGUACAUUUUGGCGUCUUGUCAUUACCUGUAGGUUGAAAUCGCCGCUCUGAGAGGACGCAUAGGUCCUCGCCGUGUAUGAUAUUUCUGUGUAGCGCUCUGCUGUACCUACGAGUAGAAUCGAGAGUGGUGAUGCGCCAAGGCGG
This is a messenger RNA of Aplosporella prunicola CBS 121167, 4382 nucleotides long. RefSeq lists its product as uncharacterized. Gene Ontology annotation, molecular function: protein binding; mRNA binding. Gene Ontology annotation, cellular component: cytoplasm. Gene Ontology annotation, biological process: intracellular distribution of mitochondria. Lineage: Eukaryota; Fungi; Ascomycota; Dothideomycetes; Botryosphaeriales; Aplosporellaceae. The record is from RefSeq and is a predicted model, not a curated record. The transcript is spliced from 5 exons. Bases 190 to 4056 code for a protein of 1288 amino acids.